CUCUCUCACUCUCUCUCUCUCUGUCUCUCUCUCUCAAAAAGGGCGAAAUUUCGCCGCCUCUCAGCCAUAGCCACUUCCUCUGCUUCUCCCCAUAACCCUCUCCUAAAACCUCAGCCUCCCUCUCUCUAAAGCUCUCUCUACAUUUCCAUAGUUUUAUAUAUCUAUUUGCGAUUUUGUCGAACAGUAUAGCUGCGUUUGGACAGCGUUAUAUCUCAUUGUGUGCUCAAAUUAGGAGGGAAAUAUGGCGGGGAAGUCAAACAAGGGGAGGAACCGGAGAGGGGCACAUACUACUGUGCAUUCUUCUGAGUCAGUGGUCUCAUCUGAUGCUCCUGUGAAAGAUAAUUCAAGUGCGUCAGAGUCCCCCAAAGCUGAUUCAAAUGGUGUUUCAACUUUAGAUGAAUCAACUAAUGUCACACCGGAGGUAAAGGAGUCUGAAACAGCAAAUUCAGCUAGCCAACAGAAGCAAGGUGACCUUCAUCUUUAUCCUGUCUCUGUCAAAACACAAAGUGGCGAGAAACUUGAGCUCCAACUGAAUCCAGGAGAUUCUGUAAUGGACAUAAGACAAUUUCUUCUUGAUGCUCCAGAGACGUGUUAUUUCACAUGCUAUGAUCUAUUGCUGCACACAAAGGAUGGUUCCACUCAACAUCUGGAAGAUUAUAAUGAAAUUUCUGAAGUGGCUGACAUUACUACUGGUGGUUGCUCCUUGGAGAUGGUUCCAGCAUUGUAUGAUGAUAGAUCUAUAAGGGCUCAUGUUCACCGUACGAGGGAAUUGCUCUCCCUUUCCACGCUUCAUUCCUCGUUAUCAACAUCACUUGCAUUGCAGUACGAGACAGCACAAAACAAAGCUUCCAGUCCAGGAGAUACUGCGAAAACCGAGGUCCCAGAGCUUGAUGGUCUGGGUUUUAUGGAGGAUGUUGCUGGUUCACUGAGUAAUUUGUUAUUGUCAUCUUCAAAAGAGAUCAAAUGUGUGGAAAGCAUUGUGUUUUCCUCCUUCAAUCCUGCCCCAAGCUAUAGAAGGCUUGUUGGGGAUUUGAUUUAUUUGGAUGUAGUAACAUUGGAGGGUAAUAAAUUUUGUAUUACCGGAACUACAAAAACGUUCUAUGUCAACUCAAGCACUGGUAAUACUCUUGACCCAAGGCCGAGUAAGACAAAUUUUGAAGCAACCACCCUUGCUGGGCUCCUGCAAAAAAUAAGCCCCAAGUUUAAAAAAGCAUUUCGUGAAAUUUUGGAGUGGAGGGCCUCUGCACACCCUUUUGAAAAUGUUCAAUCUUUGUUGCCACCAAAUUCAUGGCUGGGAGUAUAUCCAGUUCCUGAUCACAAACGUGAUGCAGCCAGAGCAGAAGAUGCACUGACUCUUUCUUACGGUAGUGAGCUGAUUGGCAUGCAAAGAGAUUGGAAUGAGGAGUUGCAAUCCUGUCGAGAAUUCCCUCAUUCAACUCCUCAGGAAAGGAUUCUGCGGGAUAGGGCUCUCUACAAAGUAACAUCGGACUUUGUCGAUGCUGCAAUCAGUGGUGCUAUUGGAGUGAUCAGUAGAUGUAUACCCCCAAUAAAUCCAACAGAUCCAGAGUGCUUUCACAUGUAUGUUCACAACAAUAUAUUCUUUAGCUUUGCUAUGGAUGCGGACCUUGAGCAGCUGUCCAAGAAACGUGCAUCCAAUGCUAAUUUAAAGGUUGAGAGUUCAAGCUCUUUAAACAGUUCAUCUGAUAAGGCCUCCAGUUGUUUGUUACAUGGAGAGAGUGGAACUCCCAAUGGGGAAAAAUGUGAAGGAUCAACUACAGGAGAACAUGAUAGUGGCGUGGAAGUGGCUUCUGAUGUGUCAGCUGAAACACCGUUGACAGAGAGUGAGCAGGCUACAUAUGCUUCUGCAAAUAAUGAUUUGAAAGGCACCAAGGCGUACCAGGAAGCUGAUGUCUCUGGACUUUAUAAUCUUGCUAUGGCCAUAAUUGAUUACAGAGGUCAUAGAGUAGUAGCUCAGAGUGUUUUACCCGGCAUUCUUCAAGGGGACAAAUCAGAAUCUCUUCUGUAUGGUUCUGUUGACAACGGCAAGAAGAUAUGUUGGAAUGAAGAUUUUCAUUCCAAGGUGCUUGAGGCUGCUAAACACCUUCAUUUGAAGGAACACACUGUCCUUGAUGGAUCUGGAAAUGCUUUCAAAUUAGCUGCCCCUGUGGAAUGCAAGGGUAUUGUUGGUAGUGACGACAGGCAUUAUCUUCUUGACUUGAUGAGAGUAACACCUCGAGAUGCAAACUUUACUGGACCUGGAUCCAGAUUCUGUAUCUUGAGACCAGAACUAAUUACUGCGUUUUGCCAGGCCCAAGCUGCAGAGAGAUCAAAAUAUAAGUCUGAAGGAGAUGCUCAAGUGACCACUAACUCUUCAGAGGCUUCUGAUGUUGCCAAACAGGAUAUAACAAAAGAUGGGAAGCAUGAGAAUGUCAAGGACUGUGCUUCUUUAUCAGCGCAAACUGAAUCAUAUGAUGAAAUUCUUUUUAACCCUAAUGCCUUCACGGAGUUUAAGUUGGCUGGGAGUCAGGAGGAGAUAGCAGCAGAUGAAGAAAAUGUGAGGAAAGCAACUUCAUAUCUUACAGAUGUUGUCCUACCAAAGUUUGUACAAGAUCUUUGCACGCUUGAAGUUUCUCCUAUGGAUGGGCAAACAUUAACUGAAGCACUUCAUGCCCACGGAAUCAAUGUUCGCUACAUUGGAAAAGUGGCUGAUGGGACGAAACAUUUGCCUCAUCUUUGGGAUCUUUGUUCUAAUGAGAUUGUUGUCAGGUCUGCAAAGCAUAUCCUCAAGGAUGUUUUGAGAAAUACAGAGGACCAUGAUUUUGGGCCGGCUGUAUCACAUUUCUUCAACUGUUUUUUUGGAAGUUAUCAAGCUGCUGGUGCAAAAGUUGCUGCUAAUACUAUUCAGUCAAGAACCCACAGAAAAGACCAAGGAGGUCAUCAAUCUCCAGGAAAGCCUUCUAGGGGGCAAGGAAGGUGGAAGGGUGGAGCAUCUGCAAGAAAGAAUCAAUCCUCAUAUAUGAAUGUUAGCUCAGAAACUGUGUGGUCAGACUUACAAGAAUUUGCAAAACUGAAAUAUCAGUUUGAGUUGCCGGAGGAUGCAAGGUCACGUGUAAAGAAAAUUUCUGUUAUCCGUAAUCUUUGCCAAAAGGUAGGCAUAAAUGUUGCAGCACGCAAAUAUGAUCUUAAUUCUUCAGCACCUUUCCAAACAUCAGAUAUCUUGAAUCUCCAACCUGUAGUGAAAAAUUCAGUUCCCAUAUGUUCAGAAGCUAAGGAUCUCAUAGAAACGGGUAAAAUCCAAUUGGCUGAGGGAAUGCUUAGUGAAGCAUACACGCUAUUUUCUGAGGCAUUUGCUAUACUUCAGCAGGUUACUGGUCCAAUGCAUCGGGAGGUUGCUAAUUGCUGUCGGUAUCUCGCCAUGGUUUUAUAUCAUGCUGGAGACAUGGCUGGUGCGAUAAUGCAACAGCACAAGGAGCUGAUAAUAAAUGAACGUUGCCUGGGUUUGGAUCACCCUGACACUGCUCACAGUUAUGGCAAUAUGGCUCUUUUCUACCAUGGGCUUAACCAAACAGAACUUGCACUACGGCACAUGUCCCGGGCAUUGCUCUUGCUAAGUUUGUCAUCUGGCCCAGAUCACCCUGAUGUUGCUGCAACCUUUAUAAAUGUUGCAAUGAUGUACCAAGACAUUGGAAAGAUGAACACAGCUCUUCGUUAUCUGCAAGAAGCUUUGAAAAAGAAUGAAAGGCUUCUAGGCGAGGAACACAUCCAAACUGCUGUAUGCUAUCAUGCUCUUGCCAUUGCAUUCAAUUGUAUGGGUGCCUUCAAGCUUUCUCACCAGCAUGAGAAGAAAACUUAUGAUAUACUUGUCAAACAACUUGGCGAGGAGGAUUCAAGGACACGCGACUCUCAGAACUGGAUGAAGACAUUUAAGAUGCGUGAGCUACAGAUGAAUGCACAAAAGCAAAAAGGCCAAGCUUUGGAUGCAGCUUCUACUCAAAAAGCAAUUGAUAUUUUGAAGGCCCAUCCUGACUUAAUACAUGCAUUCCAAGCUGCCGCUACAAGCGGAGGGUCUGGGAGUUCAGGCGCUCCUGUCAACAAAUCCCUUAAUGCUGCAAUAAUUGGCGAGACUCUUCCCCGAGGGAGGGGAGUUGAUGAAAGAGCUGCUCGUGCAGCUGCUGAAGUCAGAAAGAAAGCCGUAGCAAGGGGCCUCUUGAUACGUCCACACGGUGUUCCAGUACAAGCUUUUCCGCCACUUACACAGCUCCUUAACAUUAUCAAUUCAGGUAUGACCCCAGAUGCGGUGGAUGCUGGGGAAACCAAUGGAGCGAACAGUGAAGCUAAUGGCCAUCCUUCAAAUGGCCCAGUAGAUUCCAAAAACGAGCAAUUGACAUCAGGGAAAGAAGAUCAGACUCCAGUUGGAUUGCGUAUAGGCUUAGCGUCACAGGAUGCCAAGAAACAGAAAGCAAAAGCCAAAGUUGCUGCUUGAUAUGUUGCACAGCUGAGGUUAUGUUGAGUCAAGAAAUCCCCGGAUUUGUUUGUGAGACUGGGAAUAAUUUCUAUUAUUGCAUGAGAGCUUUUUCCAGUCUCUUUUGAGUGAUGAUCUACCUCGUUUAUCCUCGGCUCUGAGAAGCUAUAAAGGAUUUUCAGAUUUGCCGAUUGGCCCAGAGGUAUUCCUUUUUGUUUUAACCAAUAAUCAGGCUCAUAGAGAGCAUGGCGGCAAUGCUCAUGCAAUAGAUUAAUCUAUUUUUCCA
Corylus avellana is the source of this 4748-nucleotide messenger RNA. RefSeq names its product tetratricopeptide repeat (TPR)-containing protein (gene NOXY38). Gene Ontology annotation, cellular component: cytoplasm. Gene Ontology annotation, biological process: organelle organization. The record is from RefSeq and is a predicted model, not a curated record. Lineage: Eukaryota; Viridiplantae; Streptophyta; Magnoliopsida; Fagales; Betulaceae. Gene Ontology annotation, molecular function: protein binding.